Molecule: messenger RNA, 2269 nt
Organism: Dreissena polymorpha
Lineage: Eukaryota; Metazoa; Mollusca; Bivalvia; Myida; Dreissenidae
Exons: 3
Coding region: 151-1185 (344 amino acids)
Source: RefSeq, a predicted model, not a curated record
AACUUCCUCCUUUGAAUGAUAGACUGAAGUUUAUACGAUAAUGUAAAAUAAGAAAACAUGAUUUAAUCACUUUUUAUUUCAUUCACAGUUGUCUUGUUGGAUGGUCACAAGGCGGGAGUUUGAUUUUUGCAACUAGUUGGCGGACUAACAAUGGCAGAAGGAGGCACCGAUCGCAGCAUGCCAGAAACCGAACGGGUUCCAAUACACGGAAGCCUGUACAGCCGUCACUCUCGGAAUCAUGUUGAAGGUGUGUCCGUGGAAGUCUGUAAUAUAAUGACCCGGCUGGGAUACGGGGAGGAGAUUAGGCAAAGACGUGUGGAGAAGUACAGAGAAUAUGACAUGAUGUGUAACGAAUUAGAGAAACAUUUAAUGAUAAAAGGUAUAACAACCAUUACAGUUGGCAGCAAAGGCGAAGGGCUGACCUGCUUGCAAGAAAGCGACAAUGACAAAUUAUUGGUGCUAAACCGUUUCCUCUGUGUGGAACCUGGAGUCGACAUACACACUAUACCAGACGACAUACAAGUGUACAGAAUGGAUACACGUGUAUACCCAGGUCACUGUUUGAUGUUACUGGAGAGACCUACUUCCACAGGAUUUACUUUUUGUAAUAAUGCUCAGUGUGAUGACGGGAAAGGGAACGUAAUGUUAAGCAGCAGCCUAUUUCUACAUGAAAUGUCAAAAUGUAAUCCAACUGAUAUAAAAAAUGUAAUUCCACUUGAACGCGCGGGGCCCUCACUUCCGUGGUUAGGACAAAAUGUUAAUCUCGACAUGGUGUGGGCAUUACGCUGUCAAUGCCCCGGCAUCCUAAAGAGAUGGGCUGAACGACCUCGACAUUGGCCGCCAUCGAAUGUGGUGCAGAAAGUUGUAUCAUUUGGCUCUGUUGUUACCCCUGUAGGAUUUAAAGGCAGCGAAAACAGUUUUUUAGAGUGGAGGAUUUGCUUUAACGUGGGUGAAAUAGAACUCGUUAGUAAUCUUAAUGACACUCAGGCAAAAUUGUAUGUUAUUCUAAAAAUGAUCUUAAAAGAGGUAGUGAAACCAAACAAAAAAGAAAUAACAUCCUUUGUGCUGAAAAAUAUCAUAUUUUGGCAAGCUGAAAACAAUUCACUCGAUUUGUUUCAAAAAAGGAAUUUGAUUCAUUGGUUACAUGACGCUCUGGGAACACACAGAACUGUAAUAUCCUGUUAACAGCUCCAAUACUACAUGAUCUCGGAGCGAAAUCUGAUGGCAGCGUGUGGGUUGCAGGCUGAGCAGCAACUUCAAUGGGUAGCAGAUAUCACGGACAUGAUGGAGGAAGGACCGAGGGUGAUACUGCGAUUGUCGAAGAUUCGACGGGCCAUUAUCUGUCAUCCAGAGUCGAUGUUGUCGUUCAGUGCGAUAAGGACUGAGCUGGAGAUGCUGCAUCUGGAACAGAUGAUCAGAUCUAAGAACAGAUUGGUGGCUCAGUCGGAUGUUAUCCUGAAGAAGAUAUUGCGACGACAGACCGAUAUAAUGGAAAACGUCUAUUUACUGAUGUUUUAUGAAGGCAGCAAUAUUGAUAUUGAUAACCCAAAUUAUAUAUACAACCGAAUUCUGAUGUAAUCAUGAAUUGAAAUUAUAUCUCAUUUGCUUACUCGUGUAAAAAAAGCUCUGUUUGAUAUAAAAUUUCAUAAAUAUUUUUAUUUUAUAAACAUGGAAAAGCUGGCAUAAAGGAACGUUCAUUUGUCAGCGGAGAAACAUGCCUUAAUUGCACAUGACAACAAGAGUUCCUUAUUUAUCUUUGAAUAGUCUGUUCCUGUUCCUUAUAUUCCUGUUUGAUCUUUAAAUUUGGUUGGCUGGUAUUAAGGUUUUAACACUCGAAUAGGAUGUUUUUAUUUUCUGUUCUCCCUCUACAUAUUCCUUAGUUUUAUGGUAAUCUGCAUCCAACAUCAAAGUUAUAAAAAAAAUUACCUCAAAUUAUAGUUUGUAAUUUUAAGUUGUGAAGUUCGUAACAAUUUAUUCACAAAUUUCACCCUUUUUAAUCUAAAUAUUUAUCAAACAGCAUUUUUGUACUAUGCAUUUAUAAAGUAAUGCAUAAAAUAUACACAUGUUACAGUGUAUAACAAUUAAGCAAAUGAAUAAAAAAAUUUUAGACAUUCAUAUGAUGCCAUCAUCCCUCGGAAAACCAGAAAAAAAAACAAUCUCUAGUCACAAGUCUUUUUUUUCAAAUAAUUGUUUUUUAAAAAGGCCGUUGGAAAAUAAAUAUUUGAACAUAGAAAUUGUCUACUCUGUAUCUUAUAAUGAAAAAUAUAAA